Molecule: messenger RNA, 528 nt
Organism: Perkinsus marinus ATCC 50983
Lineage: Eukaryota; Perkinsozoa; Perkinsida; Perkinsidae
Product: chaperone protein dnaj, putative
Exons: 5
Coding region: 1-528 (175 amino acids)
Cellular component (GO): endoplasmic reticulum
Molecular function (GO): misfolded protein binding; protein-folding chaperone binding
Source: RefSeq, a predicted model, not a curated record
AUGGCUACUACUGCAAGCAAUAGUGGUAACCUUAUUGGCAGCAAACGAGUAGAUGUUAGUCGGAAUCAUUAUGACGUGUUGGAGGUGAAUGCAAGGACAGCUACACCUGCUGAUAUUAAAAGGAGUUUUAGACGGUUGUGCCUCAAGUACCACCCCGACAAGUCAGGUCCUGAUGGUAUUGGUCGCUUCCAAGAAAUUAAGGUUGCUUAUGACGUAUUGUCGGAUACUCUUAAGAAAGCGCAGUUCGACCAUAUCUUCUUUUAUUCACGCGGCACAGUCCCGUUCAAUGCUAAGAGGAUAGCUGAACCGAACGCCUCCGAGCCCUCAUCCAAGCGAGCCAAGCUCGAGACCGUCACACCUGAUGGUCACGAGCAGGCUGGUGCUGCCUCUCCUUCGCCAGCCAUGGAGAGCAGCGUUGAAGGGAUGGGUGUGAGCCCCCCAUCAGAUGCCGGGAAUAGUGGCGACGAUGGUCUUAGCAAUCUGAGUAUUCCUGAACUUAAGGCUCUAGCACUGGUAUGUCGGUGUUAG